CGCUAGGUUGUCUGAUCCGACGUCACCGUUUCAUCUUCGCUUCAUUCUUCUGACCUUCUCCAUGUUUUCUUCCUUCUCCAGACGGCCUUCGACUCUCCGACGGUGUUUCUCGGCGGCGGCGAUAUUUCCAGAAGUGAACGAAGUGGCUAGGCGGCAGUUCGGAGAUGCGCUUGCCUCAAUGUUGGCGAGGAAAGCAGGAGCAGUCAUUUUGCGAAGCGUGAGCUGCUCUCGGGUUCUGAUCAGUGCCAGGAGCUUCACGUCCUUGUCAUCUGAUGGGUCCUCUCCGGAGCACGGCGGUAGUUUACCGGCGGCGGCUAACUACACGUUCAAUCAAGAGCACUUCAGUAAGUAUGAUGGGUUUCGGCAGAAUGUUGAGGAGGCAUGCCGAAUUGUGGAAGGUGGUCGAUGGGGACCGGAGAUUGAGAAUGCACUGAACAUGUUCGACGAAAAGCCUCAACCAGAAUUAGUGAUUGGAGUGCUGAGGAGGCUGAGGGAUGUGAAUCAAGCACUGAACUUUUUUCGUUGGGCGGAAGGUAAAAGUGACCACCCACUUUGUCCGGAAGCUUACAAUUCACUUCUGAUGGUUAUGGCCAAAGCUAAGAACACUUAUUGCCUGGAGCAGAUUCUUGGAGAGAUGAGCAUUGCAGGGUUUGGUCCGAGUAAUAGCUGUAGCGUUGAGUUAGUUCUGAGCUUUGUCAGAGUCCAGAAGCUGAGAGAGGCUUUUGAUAUCAUACAAACUAUGCGGAAGUUCAAAUUCCGCCCUGCAUUUUCUGCUUAUACCACUCUGAUUGGUGCGCUUGCUGCUAUUCAAGAAUCUGGUCCCAUGCUCGCUCUUUUUCAACAGAUGCAAGAGCUGGGUUAUGAAGUCAGCGUGCACUUGUUCACUACUCUCAUUCGAGUGUUUGCUAGGGAGGGUCGUGUUGAUGCUGCUCUAUCACUAUUAGAUGAGAUGAAGAGCAAUUCUCUUGAAGCUGACAUUGUGUUGUACAAUGUCUGCAUAGAUUCCUUUGGUAAGGUGGGUAAGGUGGAUAUGGCUUGGAAAUUCUUCCAUGAAAUGAGUGCACAUGGUUUGGUGCCUGACGAUGUAACGUAUACUAGCAUGAUAGGUGUUUUGUGUAAAGCCAAUAGAUUAGAUGAAGCAGUGGAGAUAUUUGAGCACAUGGAUCAGAACAGGAAAGUCCCUUGCGUCUAUGCUUACAAUACCAUGAUUAUGGGAUACGGAUCAGCUGGAAAAUUCAAUGAAGCAUUCAAUUUGAUUGAGAGACAGAAGGAGAAGGGGUGCAUUCCCAGUGUAAUUGCUUAUAAUUGCAUUAUUACAUGUCUUGGUCAGAGUGGACAGCUCGAUGAAGCGUUUCGGACUUUUGAAGAGAUGAAGAGAGACGCAGUUCCCAAUGCUGCAACCUAUAACAUUCUGAUCGACAGACUAUGUAAAGCAGGGAAAGUCGAGGAUGCUUUCAAGGUUCGGGACGCCAUGGAAGAAGCUGGCAUGUUCCCGAAUGUGAGGACUGUGAACAUAAUGAUCGAUAGAUUAUGUAAAGCGCGAAGAGUCGAUCAAGCUUAUUUGAUAUUCAAAGGGAUGGACCACAAAGUUUGUACUCCGGAUGAGAUUACCUUUUGUUCACUUAUAGAUGGUUUGGGAAAGCAAGGGAGAGUAGAUGAUGCAUACAGGCUUUAUGAACAGAUGCUGGAUUCCUAUGAAAUGCCAACUGCUAUUGUAUACACGUCACUCAUAAGGAACUUCUUUGAGUGUGGGAGGAAAGAGGAUGGUCACAAGAUAUACAAAGAGAUGCUAGAAAGAGGUUGUUCUCCUGACCUUGUGCUUCUCAAUACCUACAUGGAUUGUGCUUUCAAAGCAUGUGAAACUGAAAAGGGAAGAGCUCUAUUUGAGGAGAUCAAGGCUAGAGGGCUUGUUCCAGAUGUGAGAAGCUACUCUAUCCUUAUUCAUGGCCUUAUCAAAGCCGGUUUUGCACGUGAAACCUAUGAAUUGUUCUAUGCAAUGAAAGACCAAGGUUGUAUCUUGGACACCCGUGCCUACAACACUGUCAUUGACGGUUUUUGCAAGUCAGGUAAAGUGAAUAAAGCUUACCAGCUACUUGAUGAGAUGAAGUCGAAAGGUCACCACCCAACCGUUGUCACCUAUGGUUCUGUCAUCGAUGGCCUUUGCAAAAUUGACAGGCUCGAUGAAGCGUACAUGCUGUUUGAAGAAGCAAGGUCAAUUGGCAUAGUCUUGAAUGUUGUUAUUUAUAGUAGCCUUAUUGAUGGAUUCGGGAAAGUGGGUAGAAUUGAUGAGGCAUAUCUAAUCAUGGAAGAGAUGAUGCAGAAAGGCUUGGCACCAACUGUUUACACCUGGAACUCCUUGCUUGAUGCACUUGUGAAAUCCGAGGAAAUCGAUGAGGCAGUGGUUUGCUUUCGGAACAUGAAGGAGCUCAAAUGCACUCCCAACCAUAUAACUUAUAGCAUCCUUAUUAACGGUCUCUGCAAAAUUAGGAAAUUCAACAAGGCAUUUGUAUACUGGCAAGAGAUGCAGAAGCAAGGAUUGAAACCAAAUACCAUCACUUACACUACCAUGAUCUCGGGGCUAGCAAAGGCUGGGAAUAUUUUGGAGGCGAAGAACCUCUUCGAGAGGUUCAAGGCAAAUGGAGGGGUACCAGAUUCUGCUAGUUACAAUGCUAUAAUAGAAGGGUUAAGCAUUGGAAAUAGAGCUGUGGAUGCAUAUGGGAUAUUCGAGGAAACCAGGAUGAAAGGUUUCAACAUCCAUACCAAGACCUGUGUUGCCCUUUUGGAUGCUCUGCACAAGGCAGAAUGUCUAGAGCAGGCUGCCAUCGUUGGGGCUGUCCUGCGAGAGACAGCAAAAUCUCAACAUGCUGCGAAACAUUGGUAAACUCGGAGCAAAAGAACUUAUCUGCAUCUCAGAUGGCCUCGUUUACUUCCAGGACAAGGUAUCUCUUUCGACACCAUAAUCUCAUUUCCGGAAAAUCUCAGCUUGCUCUCAUGGUCGAUUAUUUGAGCUACAUGUGUUUGGAUUAUAAACCAGGUUCAUAACUCUGAGAAGAUGCAAUACAUUCACUAGUCCAAGAACCAUAAAGUGCCAGAAACUGCAGGCAUCUGCUUUCGGCAACUAGUAGUGCUGACAUAUCCUUUACAAGCUGAUAUACUUUGUUCAGCUCGCGGAAUGAAAUGCAGGUCUUCAAAUUCCUCAGACCAACCCGCAUUUGGACACGCCAAAUGGAUUAGAUGGAUACCCUCUGGAAUCUUCUGCAGAUUCUGCCUAGGACGCUUUGAAGACAGAUUAUCCCAUUGUGUAGAGAAGUUUUGAUCCUUAUAUUUUUUGUGCCAUUAGUUACUUGUUGUAGCUUUACAGAAAAGAGAAUGAAAGAGUUCGGUUAGAUCAUAAGCUAACAGGGUUACAAUCAAAACUCAGAACUAGUAGCUUCCCUUUGGCAGAAGAGAAUAACUGGAUGAUUAUUUG
Molecule: messenger RNA, 3469 nt
Organism: Linum trigynum
Lineage: Eukaryota; Viridiplantae; Streptophyta; Magnoliopsida; Malpighiales; Linaceae
Source: the annotation of a GenBank genome assembly